AUGGCUAGACAUCUAAAACAGACCGGCUUAUCUCAGAAAGAACGGGUUGGAAUUGGGCUAGUUACUUCAGUAGUGGUUACCUCGCUUGGAACUAAAGUUUUGGCCGAUGAUAUUAUGCCUUCAAUCAUUGCCUCGAUCAAAAACAGCUAUAAAUUAGACGUGCAACCGCAAAAGAUACUUUUAGGCGAACGAGUAUCAACGCGCAAAGCUUCUUUUUCCUUUUUUGGCAAUUCGUCAACUGAUAUCGCAAUUAUGAAAAUGCGGAUUUUGGCCGCCGAUUUAAAUAUUGUUGUUCUUGAUAGCGAGAUUGAUAAGCAGGUAGAAGAGGUUUUGAAAACAGCCAGACAAGGCAAUCUUCUUUUCCUGUCCUACACUAAGACCGUCUCCUCUGAUCUCAAAAAGUACGCCAAGUCCGUCUUUGGUAAGAGUAAGGUGUACACUUUAGCUGAUAUAGGCCGAGUACUCGAGGCUAAAACAGUUGUCAACCAAAAGAAGGCCGGACGGCCCAAUCUAGUGGCAGACUCCAUUGAAGUUCUUUCAGACACUGCUGUUAAAAUCACUGGCUAUGUAGAGAAAGGCUUUACUUCUUUUAACGUGCUUAUGAAUGGUACUUUACCAGGUAAAAUAGUUCAAAUCACCGCACCCAAUGGCCCUGUGUGUUUAAAGAGUCUUAAAACUCUUACUAAAGACCAGAUCUAUGGUCCUUCUCUUAGUCCUGCUGAAAACAAGUUUAUCUCGUUAGUUGAGCAGGUUAGAAUUACCGACCAGCCCAUGGAGUACUCCGAUGACUCACUCGGAGCCAUUCAGAUGGACGAGAGUGAAGAAAACCAUCCAGAGUCCAAUGAAGAGGAGUCUUCUGAUAGUAUUAAUAGCUCUGAAUACCAAGCUGACUAUGCGGAGGACCAACUUAACCCGGCAGCUGAUUCAGAAGAAGAAUCCAGUGAUCUCUUACCUUAUGAACCUAUGGAAACAAAUACUGAUGAAAUCAGUGCCCUUACCAAUCGCUAUCGCGGCUUCAAAGGCUUCCAGACUAUUAAUCUUGGUAUGCAUAAGAACGCUAAGGAUAACAGCCAGCUCAAGCUCUUCCGUAUGCAAAACCUACCUGAGUACUACAAGGACCUUAGCUUUGUCAGCUCCGAACGGGCUCGCAAGAAGAUUCUCGCUAAGCCAAGCCCAGUACCCGUCCGCGUGCCUCUAGAAAUCGUGGUUGAAGUUGAAGGCGGCUGGAAUGCUUUGCAGCGUGUUAUUGCUGAUGGGUUUUUGAACCUCUUUGGUCUGUUCGAUUAUGAAGGACUUCCUACUAUUGUUACGCUGGAAUUCUCUUCUCAGGCUAAUAUUACUCCGGAAAUGGCCGGCACAGUUGUUUUUGACUAUGGCUUUGCCCUGGCUAAACCAACUAAUAUUGCUAUUGGAUCUGGAACUGAGAUUAUUAAGUGCCGUCGGGAAGGUAAUUCUGGGACUCUUUGUUUUGUUGGUCCUCUUAUCCUGACAGAAAGUAAGAUUCAUCUUAUUCACCACAACGCUUUCUUUGGUGCUGGAGUGCAAUCUCUAAGAAAAGACCCUAUUCUUAUCAAAACCGUUGUUUUCAAAGGACUUCCUGUCAAGAUAAGAAAGAGAUCCUGUGUGGUUGGUCGUAUGUUCAAGACUCGAGAUGAAGUUCUUUACUUCCGGCACAUCAAAAUCUACUCCAGUGAACGCAAAGAAGGCCGUAUUAAGCGCCCACUUGGCCAGCACGGUCUAAUGAAGUGCUACUUCUGCCCACCAGUUAAGCAUGGUGAAAAGAUCUAUAUGGAACUGGCCAGAAGAGUCUUCCUCUCCCAUUCACCCCUUCUUACUCAGCCCAAUCCAUAA
Molecule: messenger RNA, 1851 nt
Organism: Nematocida homosporus
Lineage: Eukaryota; Fungi; Microsporidia
Product: pre-rRNA-processing protein TSR1
Exons: 1
Coding region: 1-1851 (616 amino acids)
Biological process (GO): maturation of SSU-rRNA from tricistronic rRNA transcript (SSU-rRNA, 5.8S rRNA, LSU-rRNA); ribosome biogenesis; endonucleolytic cleavage of tricistronic rRNA transcript (SSU-rRNA, 5.8S rRNA, LSU-rRNA)
Cellular component (GO): preribosome, small subunit precursor
Molecular function (GO): U3 snoRNA binding; GTPase activity; GTP binding
Source: RefSeq, a predicted model, not a curated record